Macadamia integrifolia is the source of this 1164-nucleotide messenger RNA. RefSeq names its product protein NRT1/ PTR FAMILY 4.6-like. Gene Ontology annotation, molecular function: transmembrane transporter activity. Gene Ontology annotation, cellular component: membrane. The transcript has 3 exons. The record is from RefSeq and is a predicted model, not a curated record. Bases 12 to 1061 code for a protein of 349 amino acids. Gene Ontology annotation, biological process: transmembrane transport. Lineage: Eukaryota; Viridiplantae; Streptophyta; Magnoliopsida; Proteales; Proteaceae.
CUUCAGGUGUUAUGUUACUAGGGAUCAUAGUAUUUGCAUUUGGUAUUAAAUUCUACAGGCAUCAAAUCCCAAGUGGAAGCCCUCUUACUAGAAUGUUGCAGGUUUUGGUGGCUGCAUUUAAGAAGAGAAAUCUUCCCUUGCCAGAAAAUGGAGCAGAAUUAUUAUACCAAGGAUCUCUUGAUGAAGAGGUGAUAGGGGAGAUACUCCCACACACACAGAGUCUCCGAUUCCUGGACAAAGCUGCAAUUCUGAAUGGACCAAAAGGGAGUUGGUCUCUUUGCAGUGUGACCCAAGUAGAGGAGACUAAAAUUGUCAUCCGAAUGCUCCCAAUAUUCCUAAGUGCUUUAUUUGCUUACAUUCCCAUACCACAACUCUUGACAUUUACCAUUCAACAAGGAGGUACAAUGAACACUAAGAUAGGGAAGAUCAAUGUCUCUGUUGUGUCUCUUGUAACUAUCCCCAUAUUUCUUCAAGCAGUAAUCUUAAUCUUCUAUGAUCGGUUAUUUGUGCCGCUCGCAAGCAAGAUCACCGGGCGUAGAACCGGCAUUACCCAUUUGCAACGAAUCGCCGUUGGCUACAUAAUAGUCUCAUUAGCAGGUGUUGCAGCUGCCUUGAUAGAGAGGAAAAGGAAAAGCAUUGCAGAAGAACAUGGACUAAUUAAAUCAGGAGGUCAUGUCCCCAUGUCUGUGUUAUGGCUUGGGCUGCAAUUCUUUGGCAUUGUCAUCAUAGAUGUGUUUACCUAUGUUGGAUUGCUUGAGUUCUUCAAUAGUGAAGCAUCAAGGGGGAUGAAAUCGCUUGGAACUGCCUUCUUCUGGUGUAUCCUUGGGUUAGCAUCCUUGUUGGGAUCUACUCUUGUGGAACUAGUUAACAAGUACACCAGACAUGGAAAUGGUAUAGGAGAACAAGGGUGGUUGGGAGGAAACAAUUUGAACCAGAAUCAUCUUGAUCGUUUCUAUUGGUUGCUAGCCAUCCUUGGCUUUGUGGGGUUCUUGAACUAUUUGUUUUGGGCUACCAAAUAUGUGCAUAGGAAAACUAAUGCAGAUCUGAAUGAUGAAACUUGAAAAAAAUACUCAAAUGGGUAGGGAUAUGUACACAGCUAUGGUCUUAUUAGCUACUACUUAAUCAUAAAUCAUUCAUGGCAUAUGCUUAAACAUCUUAAUUGAA